AUGCAUGGUAUAAUACUCUCUGAGGUCGAAUUCGUCGCUCUUCUGGCGCUCAGCCUCUGGUCACCAAGAAUGCACCGCGGCCACGAAAAAGCGGAGCGAAUUGCUAACAACUAUCGAGCACAAAUUUUCUAUGGUCUGCACGAGCACUAUCGGGACGAGCAAAAAAUGGACAACUACGCCAACCGGCUCGGUGAUAUUAUGUGCUUAUUCGUCGAUGCCCAGAUGAACGCCACUCGAAUCGGAGAAGACGUUGAACUUCUGAGGUUGUUCAACAUGUACAAAGUCGAUACCUACAUCUAUGAGUGUCUCAACGGACAUUCGAAGAGACUGUAG
Molecule: messenger RNA, 333 nt
Organism: Ostertagia ostertagi
Lineage: Eukaryota; Metazoa; Nematoda; Chromadorea; Rhabditida; Trichostrongylidae
Source: the annotation of a GenBank genome assembly